Molecule: messenger RNA, 6002 nt
Organism: Scylla paramamosain (green mud crab)
Lineage: Eukaryota; Metazoa; Arthropoda; Malacostraca; Decapoda; Portunidae
Product: pro-resilin-like
Exons: 3
Coding region: 5136-5549 (137 amino acids)
Cellular component (GO): extracellular matrix
Source: RefSeq, a predicted model, not a curated record
AGGCUCGAUAUUGACAAGAAGAGACAGUGACCCGCAUUCUGGAACACUUUAGGGUCUCAUCAUAACUGCAUAGCUUCCAAGACCACAGUGACUGGCUGGGUUUUCAGGAAUCUUUUCUGUACUGAUGGUGCAGAAUCCUUCGUAACUCAUUCAUUGCUAAACUUUUUUUUUUUUGUAUCACCUGCAACUUUUUAGGCACAUAUUUUAUAAUGGUCUUUUAAAUAGUUGCGUAGCCUAGAAAAUAUAGAAUUCACUUCCCAUUCUCUCUCUCUCUCUCUCUCUCUCUCUCUCUCUCUCUCUCUCUCUCUCUCUCUCUCUCUCUCUCUCUCUCUCUCUCUCUGUAUCCAUGCAAACUAUAUUUUUACGGUGCUGUGAAUGUUGAUAAAGGAUGACCAUAGAGGUGAAAAGGUUAAAUAAUCUCUAGAAUCACGAAAACAUAUUUAAUAAAACCCACCAAGCUUCCUCUAGAGCCUGCUAUGAUAAGUGAAGGUAAGAUGCCGUGUUCGUGAAUCCAUGCAGUCCCGGAAUGUGUGGGGAGAUGACAUUCAAGGGCGACCGUGUGUGUGUGUGUGUGUGUGUGUGUGUGUGUGUGUGUAUUUACCUAGUUGUGCUUUAUGGGAAAAGAAUUAUGCUCGCGCUGUCCCAUCUCCAUAUCUUUUAAUAUCCAACUAAGCCUUGAAUCCAUGUAUAUUUUCUGCAUUUACUAUCUCCUCAUCCAGAUUGUUCCAUACAUCAAUACUUCUAUAUGGGAAACUAUACUUUUUGACGUCUCUUCAGCCUAUUCCCAUGUUCUCUAGUGUCCCGUGUAUCCCAGACCAUUAAGUCGCUCCGGUCCACCUCCUCUACUCCCUCAUAUGCUUUAUAUAUCGCAAUCAGGUCUCCCCUUUCUCUCCUCUUUUCCAACGUUGGUAGAUGUAUCCUUGCCAGUCUCUCUUCAUAUGACAAGUCCCUGACACUUGGUACUAUCUUCGUGUGUGUGUGUGUGUGUGUGUGUGUGUGUGUGUGUGUGUGUGUGUGUUUAUGUGUGGUGGGGGGGGUACAGUCGCCUCAAUAUGUCAUGUCAAGGUCCCAUGAAUUCAUUGUCCAUAAGUCGAAUUGAAAUUUAUAUAUACAUUAUUUAAGUGUUUAACGUACAAGGACAGGAUAAUAAGCUGACGAAGAUUAUUUAAGUGCUUCAUGUAAAGGUUCCGCAAAUAUGUAGACAAAUGAGGAUACCUCUUCGGAAAACUUUACCUGCCUUGAGUGUCCCAUGGCGGGCUCCAUCCCCCGACGAAGGCAGCCAAUACCAACAUUACACAGAGGCGCGUGUCUUUGGUAAAACUGCCGUCCUUUCGUUGUGCUUUCCUUCAGUACAUAUUUGGCGGAGAAAUCCUUGUGGGGAGGAAACUAUAUAGUAUUUCAGUGGCGGAUUAAGAAGACUGAAGUAUAGUGUACUUGUCGCCACGAGGCCUGCAACUAGUGGCAUGGUGAACGUAGCAAGAUUUUUUGUCCUCAUGAGUAGCGGUGAGAGAGAUCUUGAUGUUCACAGUUUUCAAAGAUAAACUCAUGGGUAAAUAAAGAGAAAUUCUCCCCGAGUGACUGCACAAUGUCUUCUUUCCGGCAGCUUUCUCUCUCUCUCUCUCUCUCUCUCUCUCUCUCUCUCUCUCUCUCUCUCUCUCUCUCUCUCUCUCUCUGUUGGCAAGAGUCAGGAAUGCAACAGGUAAAGCAAGUUGGGGUAGGUUGUCACGGGCGAGUAACGGCAGGUGAUUUAGAGCACUCCUUUACUCUCCACACUUCCCUUCCCUUUGCUUGAAAAAAGAGAAUUAAUAGAUGAAGAAAAAGAGAAAAGAAGCUAAGUAAAAAGCGAGGAAAUGUCAUGUGGUGGAGUUUUUACCGCCUAUAAGCCUCAAGGACGUGUGUUAUGACGGCGCUUUGCAAAACGAAACACACCAAACCACAAACAAGAAAGGUGGAAAAAAAAAAAUCUGAGAAAAAAAAAGACACUGGUGACUGAGUAUGAAGGUUUUCCAUCACACGCACACACGCACACACACACACACACACACACAAAACUUGUGUUCGGUCAUUUUUUUUACGUGUGUGUGUGUGUGUGUGUGUGUGUGUGUGUGUGUGUGUGUGUGUGUGUUACCCAUCACUGUUCCUACUCACAAACCCGGAGAUCACGUUCCAUUAUCAGCAAAGUGUCAAUCUUGGCAAUGAGAAUAUUAAAAUGUAGGUCACCUGUGGUAACUAAAUUGCUGGCUUCAUAACAACCCGGUUAUGAGAGGGAAGCGUUGCGAGGAAGAUAGUUGUCCUGCAGUCGGAAUCAUACUCGUAGAUUUUGCUGAUGAUAAUUAUGGCUAAGCCAGGUUUUACUGUUAAUGAAAGUUAUCUAUUGCAUGUUGUUGAUGCCGAGGGCUGCAUACUUUCUGAACAGAAUAACAAAAGCAUGAAGAAGAUAGUUACGGCCAUAACAUGUCUAAGAGGACCGACCCCCAUUAGGGAUUAAUUAGGAAGGACAAUAACGAGUAUAAGAGGAAAUAGCUAGCAAAAAUAUUAUAUGUAUUUUUAUUUAACAUGCUUCAGCGCUUUGUUUACACUACUUUUAACUUUAUUUAGUGGAAGGUAUUGAGAGUUUUAAGGGUGUUUGCAUAAUUCUAGUGAUAAUUUGAUGGAUUCGGCAUCAUCAGUAGGGAAAAAAAAUAACAUGAGAACUCGACAACUCAGCUUUGUGACCUUUGGAAGUAGUCACAGUGAGAAAGCAAGGAGCUUAAGAACACGGGCAUGAAUACCAAGACUGUGAAGUAUUAAGUCGCUGCUCAAACCCUGACGACUCACCGCCCUUCCAGCGACUCACCACCCAGGCUUUGAAUCUUACUGUUUCGGUCCGGGACUUUUCGACCCUGCCUUAUCAUACCUCAGCCCAUGCGUGGUUAGGUUUGAGGUAAUUACAAAUUUAGAUUUAUGCAUCGUGUGUGUAUGGUUGUGGUGUUCUAAUACUGUAUACUGUUUAACACAACAACAGUGUUGUUGUGUUAAAGUAUACAAACACAUACAACAGUGAUGAAAACAUUUAUGAGAACCCGACUAAUCAUUUGUAUAGUCAUUAUGAAAGGACCUAUAUCGCGUUUCAAAGUAAGGGCUUGGGUGGCUGUGUGGUAGUGUCGGUACUCUGGUCGCGGGCUGAAAGUUGCUUGUUCGAUAAACGUUAGUCUCUCGGCGGGAAAGGUAGCGCCUUUAGUUUUACAAGAAAUAAAUAGGUUCAGUGAAAAAGGAGAUUAAAAGAAAUGAUAAUAACGUGAAAAGAUCUGCAGUUGGAGAUAAGAUAACUGGUAACGUUCACUUGUACCAUAAUGACGUUGCGGCGUCUUAACCCAGUCCGUUUCCAUCAUAACUCAAUCCAUUUUUAAUUUCAUAUUAUUUUAGGAUUAUUUUACGCUAUCAUUCUUAGUUUUUAUGCUUAUUUUUUUAACAAUGUAUUUUUAUAAAUUUGCUAUUUUAACAUCUAAACUUAAGAUCCAAGAGAAGAUCCUUAGGCUCAGUAAUCAGGACAAGAAGUAAUACGUUCGGUCAGCAUACUCAUAGCAAUAUUAAAAAGAAAAAAAGUUAAUAGGGCGUUAGAUGACUGGAACAGACUCAACUAUCAGAUUGUUAAAGUCAAUAUUGACUUAAGAGAAUAUCAAACAAAUGGACAGAUGUGACUGGUGCAUAUGUGUCUAUUAACACCGAAACUAUUGUCUUCUUGAAGCAAACUAUGUUUUUAUCUUGUCUCAGUGGUGGCUUUGUUAACAGCUACAGCUGCGUCACACUCCGUCAUCUAAAAACCUUAUCUGUGUGGCUAGUAUUGUUAACGUUUCAGCGCCUUAUCUCGAUUAUACUUUUUGCAAGUUUUUAAUGGAUUGGUUGAUUUGUGUCAAGGCGCCGCAGCAACUGUAAUGGGAGAUAUUUGGAUUUUCAAGAGUAUUUGUUAUUGUAGUUGUAAUUUUAUAAGAAUUCUGCAUCACCAAGAAGGAAAAAUACCCAUGAAAGCUCAACUAAUUACUCUGCGGCCUUUGAGAAUAGUUAUAAUGAGAGCCCGGAAUACUUAAUAUGGACCUAAGUCGCCUGUUGAUCGACACGGCAGUAUGGUGCGGCGACGAAGUGAAGAGUCCAGUUAGUCCGUCAGUGAGUCAUAUCUUCGUUAUGAGUGGUACUUUGUUUUCUCUGCCACUUUCUCCCUGAUGGUAACGGCGCUGUGUGUGUGUGUGUGUGUGUGUGUGUGUGUGUGUGUGUGUGUGUGUGCGUGUGUGUGUGUGUGUGCGUGUGUGUGCACGUGCGGCGCUUUACGAUCAAUCAGUCAGUCUGUCAGUUUCCGUGGUGGCAAACAGGCCGUGUCAUUGGUAGUCUCUUGAAAGAUACUGAUGUAAUAAACAAACAACACAUCCUCCUACUUGUAAUGCUCUAUUCUUUGUAAAUUUGUGUUCUAUAGAAUUUUUACUGAAAUUAGCCACCUUGGCUAAUUUUGGCGUGGAAAAUAUUAAGUUAGAUUAUAGUAGUUUAGUUUGUUUGGUCAAGCCAGACGCGGUAACUGAACUUGACCUCUCCCACCCCAUCCCAAAAACACCUGGGAUGAUUGAUGUUCACGUGAUACAAUUAGACUAGACUUCAGUCUACCACUCCCAAACAAAGCACAGUCUGACUCAUCCCGCCACCCACUGCUUGAUCAUCUCUGGGUUGCCCACGCCACGCUAUGUUCAGUCAUAUUCUGAAACACCUCUGCGCUGCACCUCCACUACUUUCAAAAGACUCUAAUGACACGGGUUUUUAAAGGGUGGUUUUUUUUUACAAUUCUAGUGACUGAGUAACAAAAUUUCUUCAUGAUUAACUUGAGAAACACUCUUGAGAACAUGGCUAAUCAUCUCUUUGGCCUUUGUAUUGGGAAGAGAGCAAAGCGUUUUUUAAUACGUGACUCGGUAUCAGUCACCAAUCAGUCACUCCAGGAAUGCCCACUGGCUAUCACCUCAUACCCCGUUAUAGUUACCCUCAUGUGACCGCCGCCCCCGUCGCCACCUGCCCACCUCUGCCGCCCCGCCACUCCAUACCCAGACGUGCAGCGAUACCCAGAGUCGCCCCAUCACCCUGACUCAGCACAGGCGGUGGCAGCAGUCGUGGUGGGGAUGGUGUGCAUGGUAGUGGCGGAGCCUGCUGGACGGGCGGGCGGCCAGCAGGGUUACGGUGCAGGAGGCGGCGGCGGCGGCGGCGGCGGCGGCGGCGGCGGCGGUGACGGAUCAUUCGCCCCCGCUAGCUACGCCUUCCAGUACGACGUGAACGACGGCACCUCCGGCAACUUUUUUGGCCACCAGGAACAGCGAGAGGGAGUGAACACCCAGGGCACCUAUUACGUCCAGCUGCCGGACUCCCGCACGCUGAGGGUGGAGUAUACGGCUGACGAGGGCGGCUACCGACCUGUCAUUACCUUCGAAGGCGAGGCCCAGUUCCCUACAGGAUCUCAAGGUGGUGGUACAGGUCGGCCUCAGGGAUCGUACGGGGCCCCUCCCACUCCCUCCCAGUCCUACCUCUCGAGGAAGUAAAAAACACCACUUGAAAUAAAGCAGCCAGGCCUUAAUUGUUAUGAUACGUACGUACUUUGCACUGUUUGUUGUCAUAACCGAUCUUGUUUAUGUAAUUCUUACUGUUGGUAAAUAAAGGUUUGUUGGUCUCAGGAAAACUGUUAUUUGUAAACUCUCGUCUUGGAAACUGUUCACUACAGACCGAAAUGGAACGAAUGAAACACGCGCACUUUUGCGAUUCACGAAGAGCAGCGAGGAAGGUGUUCCCCAUUCACGUAGAGAUGGAGGGAACGGCGAUAUAUUUCCCAGCCCACACUCUCAAACGUUUGGGCGUCUGUCUCGAAUGUUUUUAGUAGGCCCCAAAGGUUAUUAGGGUUUUUAAUAUAUAUAUAUAUAUAUAUAUAGAGAGAGAGAGAGAGAGAGAGAGAGAGAGAGAGAGAGAGAGAGAGAGAGAGAGAGAGAUACUGAUUCUAU